AUGGCAGCUCCUAAAAAUUUCUUCAAAGACCAGGUCACGCAAUGGCAGAAAAAGGUGGAUCAUCAUCGCGAGAACCAACUGAUAAAUCCUUUCUCGGAUUGGGAAGGUGCCUCGCACAGACCACAAUUGGAUAAAAAUGAUCCAAAUUAUGGAAAACCAGUUGGAGGGUCCCUGACAGAAAUUCGAGGGAAACAGGCCCAGAACCAUGUUUUUGGUGAAAUUUUGGAUUUAACAAUGACGAUUGACGAUAUUGGUGAACCCCAACCAGAUGGAACUAAAACUGUUACAUUCGGAAAACUAUUUUCGUCGUAUUUACGAGUUUCAAACAAAGUUGUUGGGAUUCUGUUAAGAGCAAGGAAACGGAAUUAUGUGAAAUUCGAGGGUGAAAUGUUAUACCAAGGGAGAGAUGAAAAUGUGGUUAUAACCUUAUUAGAAGUUCCAGAAGAUACCCGGGUUUGGGAAUAUGUUCCCAGUUUUAUGUCUGGUGGAUUUGAAUAA
This is a messenger RNA of Lottia gigantea (owl limpet), 498 nucleotides long. RefSeq lists its product as hypothetical. Gene Ontology annotation, molecular function: actin binding. Bases 1 to 498 code for a protein of 165 amino acids. Lineage: Eukaryota; Metazoa; Mollusca; Gastropoda; Lottiidae. The transcript has a single exon. The record is from RefSeq and is a predicted model, not a curated record. Gene Ontology annotation, biological process: positive regulation of Rho protein signal transduction.